Messenger RNA from Tarenaya hassleriana, 1291 nucleotides. Its product is annotated as ankyrin repeat domain-containing protein EMB506, chloroplastic. The coding region runs from base 110 to 1060 and encodes 316 amino acids. The transcript is spliced from 7 exons. The record is from RefSeq and is a predicted model, not a curated record. Gene Ontology annotation, biological process: protein targeting to chloroplast. Gene Ontology annotation, cellular component: chloroplast outer membrane. Gene Ontology annotation, molecular function: chloroplast targeting sequence receptor activity; protein binding. Lineage: Eukaryota; Viridiplantae; Streptophyta; Magnoliopsida; Brassicales; Cleomaceae.
UUUCGCAUUUUUUUGUUCUCUUGAUUUUUCAUCCGUUCUCCCAGCAGCCAAACACAAGGCUCCAACGAAACAAGCCCACUAGAAAUUCAAUUCGGCGAAGCUUACAACAAUGGCUUCGUGGGUUUUGUCAAUUCGUCCUCAAAGUUGGGUCCUUUCUCGAUUUCCAGCUUCUGCUUCUGACAAUCGCAAGUCGAACCUCAAUUGCUCCACGAGCGGUCGACGAAUCUUGUCGGUUAGGGCUCGAUGUUUCAGCGAGACAAAACAUCGAACACCUUCUGUUCAAACCCAGAAUGGGUACUGGGAAGAACCAGACGAUGGGAGCGACAGCGAAAACGAAGAUGAAGAAGAAGACGGAAUCGGAAACAAUUUGGACUUCGAAAGCGAUUGGGAAGAAGAUGCAGGGCGAGAAACAGACGAUGAUGUUUCUUCCAUGUCCGCGUAUGCCCAGAAGCCUCCGACAGACAACUACGAUGAAGAAAUUGCUAGAGAGGUUGAACAACUUCUAGAACCUGAGGAAAUGGCAAUCCUACAAGAGAAUGCUCUGCCUAAUCUCCAGAAAAUAUCGACAAACAAGUGGAAGCCGCUUCAGACUCUUGCUCUGUCAAUGCAGAUGCAUUACAUGGACAAGCUCAUUGCAAAUGGUCUCGACAUCAAUGAUGUCGACAAGUUUGGCUUGACGGCACUUCAUAAAGCUAUCAUCGGCAGAAAGGAAGCUGUGAUUAGUCAUCUUUUGAGGAAAGGAGCGAACCCACAUGUAAAAGAUCGGGACGGGGCAACUCCGCUUCACUAUGCAGUUCAAGUUGGCGCCAUGCAGACUGUAAAACUACUAAUCAAAUACAAUGUAGACGUCAAUGUAUCCGAUAAUGAAGGAUGGACUCCUUUGCAUAUCGCUGUUCAAAGUCGGAAUAGAGACAUUGCAAAGAUCUUGUUGAUCAAUGGCGCUGACAAAACCAGAAGAACGAAGGACGGGAAAACAGCUUUGGAUUUGGCUCUGUGUUACGGAAGAGAUUUCAAGUCAUAUGAUCUUGCCAAGCUGUUGAAGAUUUUACCUGCAGUCUGAGAUCUGUAAGACAGCAACAGUUUGAUUUGAGAACCAUCCGGUUUAGCAAACCGGUACGCCCUUAUUUGGUUUAAACCAUUGAUCGGUUUUAAGAGUUUUGGAAAUCUGGCCAAACCGAUCGGUUUGAACCGGGUUAGAUGGAAGAAAUCUGAUUUGGUUUGUAACACUAAACUCAUGUUUGCACAUACAUGUUCUUAUUUAUUAAAAUCCAAAAAAUCAUGCAUAAUUAUA